Nelumbo nucifera (sacred lotus) is the source of this 1682-nucleotide messenger RNA. RefSeq lists its product as uncharacterized. NCBI's taxonomy places the organism in Eukaryota, Viridiplantae, Streptophyta, Magnoliopsida, Proteales, Nelumbonaceae. The record is from RefSeq and is a predicted model, not a curated record.
GUGGUGGUAGCUGCCAUCAUCUACAGACACCCAAGGCUUAAUCCGGCCAAAUUUGGCGUAAUCUCCGCUAAAUCGAGUACUUAUUACAGCAAAGUUCCCUACUUAUUACAUACGGCUACGAGGAACUAAGAAACCAGUUCAGUUCGGCAUGUGCACCACCAGUCCACCACCAAGUAAUACUGUAAUACACACACCAAGAAGGCCUCUAUCAAUGACGAUUUAGGGUUUGUUUUGAGCAGAGAAGGGGAAAACGAUGAAAGCUUCUCUCAAAUUUCGAGAGGAUCAAAAGCCCCUUUUCAGGGCAAAAGUUCCUCUUUGUAUAUUGGGGCUCCCUUUCCAGUCGGGCAUCUCGGCCGGCGACUCCAAGGAGCUGUGCUUGAAUCUCGGUACUCUCUUCGAAUCAGGCCCGUCGCUGAGAAUCGCCUAUCGUCCCAACGAUUCAUGGAACCCGUUCAGCCUCGUCCUGAAGACCGGAAUAGGAAACUUCGGAUCCCCGUUCUCCGCCCCCAUGACGAUGAGUGCUGAGUUCAAUCUCCUUCGCCGUGGUAACCCUAGUUUCUUCAUCCAGUUCAAGCCUCAAUUCGGCGAUUUCUCCAUCAAGAAAUGCACCAGUUCGCCGAUCGUCUUGUCGCAGUCGUCCGUGUUCGCCCCCAAAGUCAAUCCGAAAGGAAAGGAUAUCGACUCGGAAGCAGAAGAGUCUGUUGACGACGGAGAAACUCCGUCAGCGAACGGCGUAUACAGGCCUGAAAGCGUAUCCUUUUUCGCCGAGAAGGUUAGCGGUUUCUCGCCAGAGGCUCAUGAUUCCGCCAACGCGAUUGACGGCCUGUUUUCAGGAGUGGAGGUUUGCGCGAGAACCAUCCUGCCGGUGAGAAACCAUGCUAUUCUGAAAUUCCGGUGGGGCCUCAAGUUUCCGCCGGAGCUCAAGGCUGCUUUCAAGGAGGACGGGAUCACACGUUCAACGGCUCAGAUAUCGCUGCGCAAGAUUCCGUUGAUGGUGAUGAGAAAAAUCUCUGUCGAACACGUGGCAGAAGAAGAUUUAAAAGAUAUUCCGAAGAAGGUCCCAGCUUCUUUGUUCUCCUCCGGGAAUGUUGACGAAGCGGAGGCGUGCUUCUCGGUCAAGCAUCAGCUCGAGAUGAUGCAAGCGGAGAACGGCUUGUUGAGAAAGGCAAUCGAGGACCUCCGGACGGAAGCCGGCGCCGGGAAGCGAGCCCCACUAAUCGGAAAUCAGGAUUCGGGUAAGUACAGAGACAUGGGAAGAAAUGGUGGAAGGAACGAUCGACGGGGGAACGGAGAUAGGAAGUCGUCGGAAUUCGUCGGCGGGAACGGGACGGAGGGGGAUGUAAGUGAGGAGCUAAAGAAGGCACUGAUGGAGUGAUGGGGGCCAGCGGUGGUGUAAUCUGAGUAUCUGACUGUGACAUCAGUAGCUGAGCAUUCUCCACCGUUGGAUUUGAAUUGAUAGGCAGAUGAUCAGAUGCAAGAUAGUCUUAUGGGUUAGGCUGUAUAAUGUGAUUAUGUGAGCUUAGCUUUGUUUGCAGAGUUGUAUAUAAUAUUCUUUUCCUUUUUUUUUCUGAAAAUUUGUCUGAUUCUGUGGCUAUCGAAUUUGAAAGAUGGGGGCAGGAAGAAAAUACGGGCGGGCAUUGGUGUAUAGAGAGGGGGUUUUUCACAUUUUGAAUGUUUAUAGA